UUGAGUCGAACGUGCCGCGAAAUGUUGUCAACGCUGCGGCUGUUUUUGGUGUUGCUGUUGCUGUUGCAGCCACUGCUGAUUUGUGGGGCAAACAGAACGCAAUUGUUGCAGCUGAGCAACUGUAAUGCAACGCAGUUGAACGAAUUGAAGGAUGUGGCAACGCUCAACGAACUCAGGUUGAGCAAUUGCAGUCUGUACAAUCUAAAGAACGCCCUCUUUGUGCAAUAUGGCCAUCUUUUAAUCAUGGAACUGCAGCACUGUAAACUUAAUUCCCUAGAGGAUUAUGCACUUAAUGGCCUGGCACGUCUCCAAAGCCUUUCACUGGCCCACAAUAACCUGAGCAACGUCAGGUCCUGGUCGGACCAGCCUCUGGCAGCACUCUCCUCACUCGACCUCAGUUUUAAUGCGCUGCAACAACUGGUCUCUCGGAGUUUUGAGCAAUACCCCCAAUUACAGCAACUGAAUUUGAGUCACAAUCUCAUCGAACACCUGCAGCCGGACUGCUUUCACAAUUUGGUGCACCUAAAGCAUUUGCAACUGCACAAUAAUCGCCUGCAGCUAAUUGAAGCCAGCUUCUUUUUGGGUCUACAUCGCCUCUCCAGCCUGGCCCUGCAGCACAAUCAAAUCACUCAAGUAGAGCCGGCAGCCUUCGAGAGCAACACACAUCUACGCACACUGAGAUUGGAACAUAAUCAACUAACUGACUUGCAGUUUCUCCUGGAACGCAGUCUGGGACGACUGGUUCACUUGAGUCUAUCCAGUAAUGGGCUACAGGAGCUGAGACCUGAGGGAUUUGUCGAAUAUUUCGAGCUGCAGCAUCUGGAUUUGAGUCAUAAUCGGCUGAAGGAACUUACUAACCAUACUCUGUUAGGACUGGAAUCUUUGGAGCUUCUGAAUGUCAGUCAUAAUAUUGUAACCCACAUCGAUGCGGAGAGUCUGCAACCACUGAGCAAUUUGCAGCAGGUCGACUUUAGUCAUAAUCUUCUGCACACACUGCCCGAUAAGCUUUUCCAUUCGAACAGCCAGCUCAAGGACAUCAAUCUGGACAAUAAUCAACUGGGCGAGCUGCACGCCAGUCUACUAAAGCAACUGAUCCACCUGGAUAGUCUAAAUGUUGCCCGGAAUCGUCUCAAGGAUGCCAACUGGUUGCAACAAUUGGCGCCGGCACUAAAUCGGUUGAAUUUGAGCGUGGAUCUCAGCUCGAAUCGCUUACAGUCGCUCAACCUGAGCAGUUUGCUGUUCUUUAGGCAUGUGAAUCUGGCGGACAAUUAUUGGAACUGCUCGUGGCUGGCCAGGAAUAUGAUGAGAACGCCACCAGCUUCGCUGAAUUUUGCCCGCAAUUGGCCCAUGCUGAGCGCCUGGAGCGAUAUGACAGUGUUCAAUGUGCGCGGCGUCGAUUGCUUCGAUGGUCAACAGAAUCGCUCCAUUGUGCUGCUCGAUGUGGGCGUGGUCAGGCAGCAAACAACGCCUAUUUCUACUUGUGACUGUGAGCAAACUACCGAUGAGCUGGGUCCUUUGACACCGCCACUGUCCUGGCCGAGGAUACGCACAGAUCGCUUCGAUUCCCGUUCGGUGAUCAUCUGGAUGCUGGUGGCAAUUGCAAUAGCCUUUGCCGGACUGCGCUGGGCCCAGCGAUUUAUGGACCGCAAGGCGGGCGGCAAGAAGUUAAGAGAAAUGAAGAAUAUGAGCAUUCAGAAAGUGGAGGUGGAAACUCAGCGCCUGAGAAACGAUCGCGAACGAUCGUAGUAAAAGAGAGACACCGAAAAUUAUCUAUAAAAUUCUUUAUAAGUAAAAAUAUGUACUAAUUGUAGAAGAAGAAAGGUGUUAAAACAAUAUCUGAGUAUUAAAAAAUAUAGCUAAAAAUAAUGUAA
Messenger RNA from Drosophila grimshawi, 1871 nucleotides. Its product is annotated as insulin-like growth factor-binding protein complex acid labile subunit. The transcript has 4 exons. Lineage: Eukaryota; Metazoa; Arthropoda; Insecta; Diptera; Drosophilidae. Gene Ontology annotation, molecular function: protein binding. The coding region runs from base 22 to 1746 and encodes 574 amino acids. The record is from RefSeq and is a predicted model, not a curated record.